This is a messenger RNA of Xiphophorus hellerii (green swordtail), 785 nucleotides long. RefSeq names its product CDGSH iron-sulfur domain-containing protein 3, mitochondrial-like. The transcript has 3 exons. Gene Ontology annotation, cellular component: mitochondrion. Lineage: Eukaryota; Metazoa; Chordata; Actinopteri; Cyprinodontiformes; Poeciliidae. Gene Ontology annotation, molecular function: 2 iron, 2 sulfur cluster binding. The record is from RefSeq and is a predicted model, not a curated record. The coding region runs from base 146 to 559 and encodes 137 amino acids.
GCAGUGAGGCAGAGGCGGAGUCUCAGCCAAGUUCUGACCAGAACUUCUACCGAGUAACCUCCAGCUCUCUGUCUGCGUCUACGACAAUAACAACACGAAAAGGCACAUUCAGCAGCCCAUCCGCAAAAGGUGCGCCAAAAAAAAAAUGAAUGCAACCGGGUUGAUGUGCGCGGUGCGGACAACAUUCCUGCAGACCUUCCGACGACCUCCGCUGCUGCUUCCGUCUGUGUCCGUCUCCUCCUCCUCCUUCAUGGUUCAGAGGUGCCUGCAGUCCACUCAGCCGGUCCCUGCUGCCCGGCUCCCAUACAGGGUGAAGCUGUCUGCUGGGAAACGCUACGCCUGGUGUGCUUGUGGUCACAGCAAGAAACAGCCUUUCUGCGACGGCACUCACAAAGCAAAAGCCCCAAAUAUCUCACCUCUACUUUUCACCGCCGACAAAAACAAGACAGUGAUGCUCUGUGCCUGUAAGCAAACCAAGAACUCUCCGUACUGCGACGGCUCGCACUUGAAAGUCAUCUAUAGGGAUGUGGUAAAGUAUGUUAAAGGCCUGUUUAAAUGAUCCAGGUCAUCGUAUCUUACCUUGCCACAUUGUGUGACGCAAAUACUUUUGAUAAAACACAAAUGCUGCUGACAUGUAUCCAAGCUUCUUUUGUUUUUUGGUAACAUAAUAUUGUUCAUGAGCACUAAAAGAAGUCUUAUUGUAUUCAUCAAAUAAGGACUGUAGUAGUUUGAAACUGAUUUCUGUAAGAGUUCAAUAAAAACAUAUUUUUUACAAAACAUUUGUA